Messenger RNA from Closterium sp. Naga37s-1, 771 nucleotides. The record is from the annotation of a GenBank genome assembly. NCBI's taxonomy places the organism in Eukaryota, Viridiplantae, Streptophyta, Zygnematophyceae, Desmidiales, Closteriaceae.
AUGAUGGAUCCGCCAUACGCUGCCACGUGUACGAUCUACUCCGCGAAGCACGCCGCCACUGUCGGGCUGGCGGCGCCGAACGCGGCGAUAUCUGCGGCGUGGAAUAUGGCGGCGUCGGCUCUUUCACCGAAUGUGGCGGAGACGGCCAGUGCGCAGGAAGCUACAGCAGCGGAGGGAAGGGCGACAGUGACGGAAACGGCGGAGGUUGCGGAAGUCGGGUCUACUCCCGAGGCCAUGCGCGAGUUACGCGCGGAGGUGCUGAUUCCGCUGCUGUUGCAAGCAGCGCAGAGGAAAAAGCAGGCGCAAGAAACGCGCGGGGAAGGAGAUAAGACACAACAGGACGCGAGGCAAGAGGCGGAAGCAGGGCGCAACGAAGGCUGGGACGUUACUGCGCGCGGAGAAGGAGCGGGGGAAGCAAUCCGCGAGGUAGAGGGGGAGCGGCGGAAUGGAGUGAGAGAACACGGGGAGAAAGCGGAGAUUAAUGGGCGGGGUGUGUCAGCAGCUCGGUGUUUGAAGUUUGUGCGGAUAACGGACGUGACUGAAACGGAUCAGAGCACCGCCAACCGUCAUCACAACAGCGACGCGGAUGAUCGAGAGGCUGGGUCUCUCCAACACCCAGCAAUAUCUGUACGCCUCUUUCGCCCUCCCCACUCCCAAUUCCCUCCUCCCCUCUCUCCCCUUCCCCCUCCAUCACCGCUUUCCUUCUCCCCGUUCCUCUUCUCCCCCACUUUUUUCCCCUUUUCCCGCGUUCAUGCGUGCCCCGACUCCUAG